UCUCGAUUCCAGCUUACGGAGCUUAAUAACGCCCGUUCUCUCGCACUUCUCUAUCAAGGAAAGACCUGUAGUGUCUCGCAAGUGGCGCAAGAUCGCAUCAUCGACUCGCAGGUGUCGAGCUCAGCUACGGCGUCUUGGAUUCGAUACCUCGGCUCCAGCUUUCCCCACAUUGUUUACGAUGUUGAAUCAUCAAAAUCAUAUCAGACGCCUUACUCACACCUCCCGACACACCAAAAGCUGGUUAACACGGCAUUGACUAGCAGUUAUGGCUACGGAUCCUAACGGAAAGCGGGUGAGCUUCUCGCAAGGCAUAAAGGCGUGUGUGACCCUCUCGUAUUCACGACCACAUUCGAAACGACAUCUGGUGUUCCAUACUAUCCUUUCCACCGUUUCACAGCAUGUCGCUCGAACUCUCGGAUCCAGAGAAGCCAGUGAUCGCCUCUAUAACAGAAGACUCACACACACCACUCACUUGGGACGACCCUCGCGAGAUCAGGAACCCCACACACUGGGGUAUAGGCAAGAAGGUCUUUCACACCCUAGUACCAUGCUGCGCGGCCUUUGAAGCUACUUUUGCGACAUCCAUCAUGGUCCCUGCCACACCACUAUUGAUGGAGGCUUUUGCGGUCCCGCGGACGCACGCUCUUCUCUCGUUGACUCUCUACACGAUGGGGAUUGCAUUUGGUCCUCUGUUCAUUGCGCCACUAUCCGAAGUCUUCGGUCGCAAAUACGUCUAUGUUGUCUCAUUAACCAUGCUGCUCGCCUUCACAGGCGGUGCCGGGGCCGCUCAAGACUUUGGCACCCUGUUAGCAUGCCGUCUACUUGCCGGCACGCUCGGCUCCUCUACAGUCGCCAUUGGUGCAGGAACCAUCGCUGAUGUGUGGGCACUGGGAAAAAGUGGUGGCACUGCCUCGCUUUUCUUUAUUCUUGGACCUUUUCUUGGGCCUACACUUGGUCCCCUGGCCGGCGCGUACGUCCUUCACGAUCGACACGAUGAUUGGCGAUGGACAAUGUGGCUUUUGAUGAUAGUCGGCGCACCUAUCUGGCUUGGAGCUAUCAUAAUGAACGAGACGUCACAUGCCAAACUGACGCAGAGGUACGGCUACGUUGAAGCUCAAUUGACUGAGAAAGGACUCUUCGCGGCUGCGGUAGAGAAGGUCUUGAUUGGCGUCAAACGUCCGACGAGAAUGCUUUGCACCGAACCCAUCGUCAUUUCUCUUGCCAUCUAUACCGCCUUCGCGUACGCAACAGUCUUCAGCUACUUCGGAAGCGCUUCCUACGUGCUACAGCGAUAUUAUCAUUUCAACGAGCGCCAGGUUGGUCUGAGUUUCAUCAGUGUGAUCAUUGGCUACCUCCUUGCUGCUUUUAUGUUUGGGACCUUUGAUAAGACUCUUUAUGCAAAGGCAGUCGCUGCUGGUAAUGGGACUGCGGCUCCAGAGCACCGACUGUAUGCCGGUAUGGUGGGGAGCAUCUUUCUACCGAUCAGUCUUUUCUGGUAUGCCUGGGAAGUCAAGCAAAACGGCAAUUGGGCAGCGCUCGUAGCUGCAGGCAUCCCGUUCGGUCUGGGAUCCUUCUCCAUCUUUCUGUCUUCCAUCACCUACAUGGUCGAUGUCUACAAAGCUAGAGCAGCAGCUUCAGCGAUCGCUGCAAACGGCGUUUUGAGAUACCUUCUAGGUGCCAUCUUUCCCUUGUUCACCAUCCAAAUGUACCAGUCUCUCGGGCCGCACUGGGCAAGCAGUAUCUUUGCAUUUGUUGCUUUGCUACUGAUGCCAAUACCAUGGCUCUUGUUCAAGUUCGGGCACAAGCUGCGGUGAACUGGUAGAUGUGCCAGUUGAAGUUCGGCAGAGGUUCAACAAGUAGAACUUUUACUAUCUCAGUCUCGUAACAAACAUGACUUCUUCGGAAUCUGACC
This is a messenger RNA of Aureobasidium subglaciale EXF-2481, 1912 nucleotides long. RefSeq lists its product as uncharacterized. Lineage: Eukaryota; Fungi; Ascomycota; Dothideomycetes; Dothideales; Saccotheciaceae. The record is from RefSeq and is a predicted model, not a curated record. Gene Ontology annotation, molecular function: spermidine transmembrane transporter activity; spermine transmembrane transporter activity. The coding region runs from base 399 to 1814 and encodes 471 amino acids. Gene Ontology annotation, biological process: transmembrane transport; spermine transport; spermidine transport. Gene Ontology annotation, cellular component: membrane. The transcript is spliced from 5 exons.